This is a messenger RNA of Paramacrobiotus metropolitanus, 3505 nucleotides long. Its product is annotated as transportin-3-like. Lineage: Eukaryota; Metazoa; Tardigrada; Eutardigrada; Parachela; Macrobiotidae. The record is from RefSeq and is a predicted model, not a curated record. The transcript is spliced from 25 exons. The coding region runs from base 365 to 3181 and encodes 938 amino acids. Gene Ontology annotation, cellular component: cytoplasm; nuclear membrane. Gene Ontology annotation, biological process: protein import into nucleus.
AUAUCCAGAUUUCUGCAUCCUUCAGUGUGUUUCUUCCUAGACCUGUUGGAUGUUGUGUGCGGACAUGCGUAAAUUUUCAACUUCUACCAAAUCAUUUCUACUCUAGAUAAUUUGGGUUUCCCAGUUGUACUAAUUUCCUAAUAGGUAUACCAGGUGUGAAUUGUUGUAAUCACCUUGCGAAGGGAUUUUCCAGCUGAACCAAUUCUGCAGUAACUGAGAACCAAUUAUUUUGUUGUGGGUGCCAGGGUGUUGCUCCAUUGAUCAGUAUUUUCAAGAGACAUCAGCAGAAUCAACAUAGUCCUGGGACGGUAUCUCGCUCGUUGGCAGAUCGUUUUCGUUGUUUUUUCACCCGCUAUUAGUUUGGAUGCAGCGCAGUCCGACCUUUAUUAUGCCUGAUAACACGGAGGAUGCCGUUCGGUUAAUUGAGCACGCGCUGGACGUGUUCCAUAACACAGGCGACAUCCAGCAGCGCCGACAAGCGGAGUCAUUUCUGGAGGAAUUCGAAGAAACCGAUUACGCAUGGGAGAUCUGCCAUCUGCUGCUGGUGAAAGCGACGGACCUUAAACACCGCCAUUUCGCAGCUCGCUGCUUCAAAGCCAAGAUAAUGCACAAUGUGCACAAGAUCAGCAUUGAUCUACGCUUCAGAGUGCGUGAUAUGCUGCUGAGCCAUUUGGAGAACAUUACGAACAAGGAGGACCGUCCGGUUAUGGUUGCUUUGUCCGUAGCGCUGGUGGAUUUGGCGUUGCAGAUGUCUGGCUGGCCGGACUCCGUCAGUGAUGUGAUAGCAAGAUUUGGUGAUAAUACGUUUCUCCUUCCCGCUUUGCUGGAAAUAUUGACGCUUUACCCUGAAGAGAUAACUAACAAUAAAUUACGUCUACCCAAUGCCCGGCGAAACCAGUUGAACGAGGAACUGGCGCGCGUUGGACCCAAAGUGAUUUCCCUUUUGAGUGAUUGCGUACGCAGGACUAGUAAUCGAUCUGAUGACUGCAUUGCCAAAGUGUAUAAUUGCUUAGGAAGCUGGUGUAGCAUAAGUGCGUUGCGGACUGAUGAGCUGCUCAAUACCGACCUCUUUCAUAAUUUAUUCUUAUAUCUGAGUUCACUCGAUACAUCACUGGAAAUCCACGAAGCCUGUGCGAAUUGUUUGGUCUGCACGCUACCCGAUAUCGUGCACGAAGCCACCGCUUCGAAGCGGAAAAUUGACGAGCUGGUUGAGUCCGUUGUGAAAUAUGAGCAUUUGUUUGUGCAUUCUGUACGGAAUGAAGAUGUAGAUAGGUGUAAGAAUUAUGUUCGAAUAUUUGUUUCACUGGGGGAGACUAUUUUAUCGUGCGAGAAGGAACAGCUAAAUAUUUUUUCGUAUCCAAAGCUGUUGGAGAUUCUACUCACUUGCUGUGAUCACCCGGAUUAUGAAGUUAUCGAAAUUGGGCUAGAUUUCUGGCAGAUGCUAACGGAAAUCGCUUCGAGUAACAGCCAGAAUGAUGUCCAAAUAUUUAAAACUUGCUUCGCGCGACUGCUGAGUUCGUUAUGGAAAAGCUGCCGAUACGAUCCAGAUGGGGAUUGGCUGCUGGAUGAAGAUGAAGAAUUCGAAAGUUACCGCAAUCAUGUCUGGGAAUGCCUGAAUGAUAUGACGGAUGUGAUCGAUUAUCCAACUUCAUGGCAACAUUUGAUGCAUCUGCUGUCGGAACACCGCUCGGAAUGGGAUGCAGUAGAAUCCGCUUUAUUUUUGAUGAGUGCUCUGGCAUCUAAGCUUUAUAAGAAAGAAGGCUUACCAUUGAUUCAACCGGUCAUAGCAGCUCUCAUAUCAAUGCCUGCGACUACUAAGCUGUGUUUCGAGUUCACUGUGUUGAACCUGUUCAGUCAUUUGGGCUAUUGGUUUGGAAAUCAUCCCGAAUAUGCAGAUCAUGUGCUUUCCCAUAUCGAACGAGGCCUCUGCAAUAAAAAAUUAGCUGAUCCAGCCAGCCGAACAUUACAAGAAAUCUCCCAUUGUUGCCGUUCCCAUUUGACCAAGUAUUUCCGGCAAUUGAUGGAUCUCUUAUCGCGUUUGGAUGGAAUGGGGCUACGUGAAGAAGAAAUGGAAGCCGUAUCUCGAGCUACCGUUAACGUCCUCAACGAUAUGCCAGACCACACACAAUUAGCAUGUCUCCGUCAGCUGUGUGAUAUAGUGCGAGCCCCACUGGAACGCGUCAUAGCAGAAGCCCGGAGUACUCCGCCGCGCAGUCUGGAUCGAGAUCGUCAGAGGAGCAUUAUGAUAUGGCUCAACCACUUGGCAUCCGUUUUUAAGCAUCUAUCAACGGAUAGGUUUCCUAGAGAAAAUAACCCGGUUGCAGAAGUGAUAAAUGGGGUGUUCCCGAUUUUGGCUGACAUCGCUGUGAUAUUUAUGAAAAACGAUGAUAUUAUGGAAAAGGUAGUCCGAUGCUUGCGUUACAUGGUGCGAUUUCUGGGGAAGGCAUCCGGUGCUACUCUUCUACCAGUUUUUGCUAAGUUCACCGAUUUGUACAGCGAAGCCCAUCAUGCAUGCAUCCUUUAUUUGGCCAGCGUAUUGGUUGAUGAAUUUGGCGAUAUUCCUCAAACGCAGGAAGGAUUUGCGUCUAUGAUCGAUGCUCUGUGUUCACCGACAUUCACCAUAUUAACAUCGGAGGGGAGCGUGCGCCAACAUCCGGAUCUUGUGGAUGACUUUUUUCGCUUGUGUCGGCGAACGUGCGAAAGAUCGAUAGCGACGUUCGUGCUUCACCGGCAGAUUGAUGAGAUUAUGAAAUGCAGUUUAAUAUGCUGCGCAUCGUCGAACCAGCAGGCUAGUCAUUCAGUGUUUUCCGCUUGGAGUGCUUUCCUGUCAAAUGGAUACAAGGCGCGCAAUCUUUAUCCUCAAGUCAAUGUGUUGAUAUGCCGGUAUGCCCCGGAAUUCAUCUCUAGAGCCUUCCAGUGCAUGUUUCGAGAUGCGUUUAACCAUACCGUGACCGACGUGGCACAGCUCUUUGAGGAUUUGUAUCCCUAUGAUCCCAGUGGCUCGAAUUUAUCAAAUUGGCUCGACAGAGCUGUUGCUGGUUUGCCACCUCCUACUCAUGUCAGCGAUAAUGACAAGUCAGUUGACGCUCGCCUCAAAGACCUCAGGACUACUCUGCUGAUGGAGAGCACACUUGAUGCAAAAAUUGCUGCUGUGUCCACUUUUGUUAAUAUUUAUAAAUAGCAUGAAUUCUAAAGUUGUUGGAAUCGAAUAAUCGAUCUUGUGCAAAAGUACGCAAAGUGUUGUUUUUCCUUUGGAACUAGUCAUUGUUGGUUAUCGGAAUAAGUUCGAUAAUUUGGCACGAUAGGUUUUUGUAUGAUUUUUGAGCGAUUUCGAUGGUUUCUAUAUGGUUUUAGUCAGUUGCGGCUUGAGGGAUUUACCGCUGCUGCGGGUUUUACCGCUGCAUUACUGGUCAAUGACAAACACCGAUGUUGUUCUUUUUUUAUUAUUUAAAUCUGACUAUCUCGAAUUCUUUUUCGUCCAAAUAAAAUGAGCGACUCUUGACAA